AUGGCCAUAGUAAAUGAUCCUGCAGUCGACGAUCCAAAACAAGACUUAAUAGUCGUUGAAGAACUUUUGGUUUUCAAAGAAAGAAUUGAUGAUAUUGUGCAGGGCCCAUUUGUUAGCGACUACAAUUUUGAGCAGACAUUGAAAGAAGG
This is a messenger RNA of Acaulospora colombiana, 149 nucleotides long. Lineage: Eukaryota; Fungi; Glomeromycota; Glomeromycetes; Diversisporales; Acaulosporaceae. The record is from the annotation of a GenBank genome assembly.